Molecule: messenger RNA, 1849 nt
Organism: Habropoda laboriosa
Lineage: Eukaryota; Metazoa; Arthropoda; Insecta; Hymenoptera; Apidae
Gene: Syn
Product: synapsin
Exons: 9
Coding region: 187-1830 (547 amino acids)
Biological process (GO): neurotransmitter secretion
Cellular component (GO): synaptic vesicle; synaptic vesicle membrane
Molecular function (GO): metal ion binding; ATP binding
Source: RefSeq, a predicted model, not a curated record
CGCGGCGGUUGCGCCAAAUACUGUGGUACAGCUCCUUCACCCGGCAACAUUUCAUUCUCCAGCUUUCGACAGUCCUUCACCUCCAAUGUUAACUACCUGAAACGGAGUUUGUCUUCUAGGUUCUCGUCAGGAGACUUGAGCUCGGAGUUCGACGAUGAACCAAGCACAGACUCCGGGGUGGCCUCCAUGGCCAGGGAUUCGUCCCAACCGUAUCAAGGGGUGCCAGAGCGGCCGUUGCAGUCUCAACCGACUCCAGUCCCGCCGGCAAGUCAGCCACCGGUACCAGGAGCACCGCCGCCUGGACCACCGCAACCCGUCGGCGGUGAUCUCAGCCUGAACCUGAGACCCGGAUCGAGAACAACCAGUGCCCCCUCCUCGCCGGCAAAGACACGGGAAAGUUUGUUCCAGAGAGUGCAGAGUUUGACUGGAGCUGCUCGUGACCAGGGUGCUUCUAUUUUGGGAGCAGCGGUGUCAGGAGCGACCAGAGGACCUUCUUACAGUAAAGAUCGAUGUUUCACGUUAUUGGUGAUCGACGACCAGAACACCGACUGGAGCAAAUAUUUCCGGGGUCGCAGGCUUCACGGCGAUUACGAGAUCCGCGUGGAACAAGCGGAAUUUCGGGAAUUGUCGUUGACUGCGAGCGAGGCUGGCACUGUCGUCUCUAUGGCGGUUUAUCGAAACGGAACCAAAGUCAUCCGAUCCUUCAAGCCUGAUUUCGUCCUGAUACGACAGAAUCUGAAAGACGCCGGAGAGGACUACAAGAAUCUUCUUCUCGGUUUAAUGUACGGCGGUGUUCCGAGCGUUAACAAUCUCACCGCAAUUUAUAACUUCCAGGAUAAACCUUGGGUGUUCGCGCAUCUAUUGGGACUUCAGCGUCGUUUGGGAAAGGAUAACUUCCCUUUGAUCGAACAAACUUACUAUCCUAAUCACCGUGAAAUGGUGAGUGCAUCUCGUUAUCCGGUUGUGGUGAAACUUGGACACGCCCACGGCGGAGUGGGAAAAGCUCGUGCCGAGACGAAUCAAGAGUUUCUAGAUCUCGCCUCGUUGGCCGCUUUGGCGAACACAUACAGCACCGCGGAACCGUACAUCGACACCAAAUACGACGUGCACGUGCAGAAAAUAGGCAAUAACUACAAGGCGUUCAUGCGGAAGAGCAUAAGCGGAAACUGGAAGUCGAACACCGGUUCGGCGAUGUUGGAGCAAUUAGCAGUGAGCGAGAGACAUCGCACCUGGGUAGAUCACGUGGCCCAAUUGUUCGGUGGAUUAGAUAUCUGUGCGAUCGAGCUAUUGGUCGGGAAGGAUGGCCGGGAAUAUAUAAUCGAGGUGAACGAUAGCGCGUUGUCGUUAAUGGGUGACUCGCAAGAGGAGGAUCGUCGACAGAUUGCAGAUCUUGUCACAGCGAAGAUGCAGGUAUGCUGUCGACCUCCAAGCGUGCUGACGAAGACAACAUCCAGAGGGUCAAUUACUGGCUCCAGUCAAGCGACAAGUCCAGUAGAAGAUCGUACUGCGCCACCAACUGCGCCGUUGGGAUCACACGGAAGCGUGGGAUCCAUGGCUAGCAUAGGCAGCUUAGGGUCUGUGGGGUCCACGACAGCAAUGGCGGGCGAUGUAACUAGUUCUGACAGCCAUCAUCAGCUACAACGUCGCGAUUCUCAAGCAUCCCAAUCGAGUACAGUGAGCAGCGCUCCAUCGGUUGGCCGACGUCAAGAAGAACCUCCACCAUCGAGAGUACCUUUCCACAGACAAGGCAGCCAAUCACAAAACGAGGACACCGAAGACACUAUGAAGAAUCUUCGGAAAACGUUUGCCGGAAUCUUCGGAGAUAUGUAAAUUAAUCGAACGAAAUGUA